Messenger RNA from Rhagoletis zephyria (snowberry fruit fly), 3019 nucleotides. RefSeq lists its product as uncharacterized. NCBI's taxonomy places the organism in Eukaryota, Metazoa, Arthropoda, Insecta, Diptera, Tephritidae. The record is from RefSeq and is a predicted model, not a curated record.
UCAGUCUAGUGCGCUCUAUUAAAAUCUAAACAACGUGUAGGCGUGAUGUUAUGUUGAAGAUUAUUUAUUUACUACUGAACCCACCUCAAAUUAUUGUUCAGUGUUAUCGGUUGAGCAACUCUGUAUUGGACAAAAGUGACAGCUAAAAUGCUUUCAAAAAUAACGCUUUGACAAAAACCGAAAGGAAAAAUAUUGAGUGCAUUCCAAGCGGGCUUUGAACAAAAUAAAUAAAUUUAGCACAGAAGAAAACAAUUUAGUGUUCCCGCGUCUGUUUUUAAGUAUUGUGGACACAUUUGUCGAAAUAAAAACUAAGCGAGUGAAUUAGAAAGUACAAAAUGGACGUUUCCAGACAAACUUAUAGUGAAGCAAAUACCACGGGUGUUUCUAUGUAUUUGUCGUUCGAUUCGAGCAUUUCCAGUGCUGCUUACAAGACUCUAGAAGCGACCACAGAUAAUCUUUCGAUUUUAUCUAACAUGGACCAUGAGGAGGAAACAGUGGAAAACUCUCAAGAGCUGAAUCAAAAUAGUACAUUGGAGGCAAUCGAUUCACACUUAAACUACCUUGCGUCUGUGAAGGAUAUGGACACACAUUCGCAGCUGUCUGCUAUACCAAAGAGAGUACUCCAAGAGUUUAAUAUUGCCAGCUCGACACCAACAAAGGAACAACUGUUACGCAGCGUGGAAGUAAAUCGUGGGUCAAGCGCCGACAGAUGCUUUGAUAUGAAAUUGGCUUUUAUGGAUAUGGAGGAGAAAAUUGAGAAUGACCAUGUUAAGAAUAAAGAAAAUACCUUACCUCUAAACGAAGUAGCAUUACUAUCUGUUAAAAGUAAUGAAGAAAUUCCUACUUUACCUAAAGAAGAAAAGGUACAAAUACUCGAAGUAAGUACUCUAAAAUCAGAUGCUGAAAGUGAAAAAACAGAAUGUGAAACAUCGAAAACUACUGAAAUGGCAAAUACCGAAGACGAUGAAACGCCAAAAAAUACCGACGAUCAAACCAUUAAAGCUGCAGUGGAAAGUAAAGUGCAAGUAGCAGAUUUCAACAAACGCCAAUCAAUGGCAAAGAAAUCUCUUUGUGAGCCCAAUCUUUUAACUAAUCGUCCAUCGAGAAUUGUCACAAAUGCAGCAAGGACGAAUUUAGCCAAAGAGAUAAAUUCAGAAAUACCAAAAUUGUUGAAUAAGGUUUUGAAAUUCACUGAACCUACAACUGUAAUAAAUGAUAAACCCAAAACUUCUUCUGUAUUGGAUAAACGUAAGUCCAUUUCAUGUAACUCGAAGGGACGUUCUUCAAUCCUACCAACAACUGCCAAAUCACUACCAGAAAAGCGUCCUUUCGCGUUCACUCAUCGUAUGUCUGUAUUGGUUAAGACCACAUUAAACAGCCCAGCUCGUAAAAUAGCUCGACGGUCGGUAUUACCAACGGGACAACAGAACUGGAAAAAUGUCGCACCAACUGUGUCACUGAAGACUAGUCGCAAAAGUAUGCUGCCAGUUGGGAAGUCCACUCAAUCCACAAAUAGCGUUACCAGUUCACAAUCUUUAUCAAAGCCCCCUUCUGAUUCCUUAAAAUCAAUACCAUCUAAUAGAAAGUCAAUAUUUCCUAUUGACAAGCCACGCAGUGAAUCGUACAAAACGACCAUCGCUUCUACAUUGACAACACUUAAUGCGAAACCUCGACCAAGUCUAGCUAGAAAAGCAGAGACGUCGUUUGUUUGCAAUGUUUGUGGCAGCAAAUAUUACAUAAAGUCUCUCUUGGAUGCACAUAAACGCUCUCAUGAAGGCGAUGAAUUGCCGGCGUUUGUUAAGAAAACAACUUCAAACGUUUCGAACACUGCACCAGUAAAUUCGCAAGCAAAUGGUGUAAAUAAAUGUAAAUAUUGCGACAAAAAGUUUGCACUGCUGCGUGCCUUACACAUUCAUCUUUUGCAAAAUUGUCCUAAAAUUCCACCAAAUGAGAAGCGCAAGCUAAACUUUCAUGAGAUGGAUCACAUUGGAAAAGCUCAAUUGCCUGAAUUUUUUCAUGCAAAUUCAUCUAAUGGUAAGAUAAAUUCACAAACGCAAAUGACAUCUUCGAUAAGUGCUCCAACGCAGCGUUCUCAUUCGGACCUAAGUAGCAUUUCUGUUAGUUCUACCGAUUCUGCUAACGAUAAAAAAGCUCUCGCUGAAAUUACAAUGAUAGCAAACACUGCUGCUGCCGCAGUUGAUGGCUUACUAUCGGAAAUGGCACCACCAUCUGCAAGAAUGGUAAAGAAAACGAAUGCACAUGCUGGGGUACAUCGGACUCCCAACAAGUCAAUUAUAUGUCAUCAAUGCAAGUUAUCAUUCAAAUGUAUAAUGGACCUCUUUCAACAUAACAAAACUGUACACUUUAACAAUGCCUCUAAUCAACAAGGCACAGAAAACAGUGCCAAGAAGAUGACAAACAAUGCAAUUGCAAAUGAUUCAAAAUAAACGCAAUCUAUGCGUUAAUGUUUUUAUACGUUUCUUAAGACACUUUAUUUAUUUUUUAUGUUUACCUUUUUCGUAGUUAAUUUCCGUUCCUUCAUAUAUACAUGCAGAAGUUCUAUAGGGGUAUUUCGCAGCCUUAUAUAGCCCUCGCACGGUGCACGAUUUGCAAAACUGUCGCAGAAGAAAACCGAUAUUUGCUGUGCAGUCCAUGCGCCGUGCAAGAGCUUUGCAAGACUCGGAGAAUACCCCUUAUGUGGUUAACGCAAUGGAGGUUUUCCAUUCAGUACCCAAGAAGAUUUCGCUUCUUUGCAUUUUAUUAUGAAUUUAUUUAAACGUGUUCUUGCAUACGACAUGGACUUUAAGGUUUAGUUGUGUAAUUCUUGAAAAUUACAUUAAGCGCAUUAUGCGCCUCAAGUAAAUGCAUAUAUGUACGUAUGUAGACGGAAUACGAGUAUGUAAGUUUUAAAUUCUAGUAUAUAAUUUCAUUCUAAAACUUUACCCUAAUAUAUUUGAAAAAAUUAAAGCCUUUAAAUUUAAUUGAUUGACUGUAAUUUACAAUACAUGAUAUACAUACA